AUGUCCUCGUCCCUCGAGUCGCUCGUCACGUCUCUUGUCCCUCGUGCCAGGCAAGACGCAAAUCUAAGAAAAGAGCUCAUAUCGCAUUGUCAAGAGAUACUCAGCAGUCACAUAGGCCAGUCCGUGGAUAGUGACAUAGGACACUUGGCGGAUCUCGUGAAGCGCAGUUUGCUGCAGUCUACACCUGAUGGUACGACCGCCCUUCGCUUCACAAACCUUCUCUCGCGACUGCUGGAUCAGCAAAUACUAUCCAGGAAACAUGCAUCCCUGCAGUUCCUCCACGCUCUGUCAUUAUCACCCAAAGUUUCCUCAAUAUCUCCCGCUUUUCUCCCUUCGCUUGCACCACCACCACCGCUUUCUAGAACAUCAACAGCAACACUCACGCCUGUAGAUCCAACGCCUCCUGCAAAGCUGCCGAAGGGCAAGUCCAAGGCAGAGCUCUUGAGGGAAUACCGAAACAAAAUCGGGCGACCUCAUUUGCCCGAGCACCUCAUCCUCCGAGAUACUCUAUAUCUGCUGCAAGGAAUAUCCGGAAAGUAUGUCCACUUCUCGGCGAGUACAGACCCGAACGGGAACAACGAACUCAUGUUCACUGACGAUCCGUCAUUUGUUAUCUCACGACCGACAAAAGCCCUCGUACACCGCCUGGCAGAAGUUGGACACCUAUACAUGCGCGUGGACGCGUUCGUACGUGAACGGGAAGGGAAGGUCGGCGUAGGGAUGAUCGAACAGAGCCUUUGCCACCAUCUUCAGACCCAACUCACCGAAUACUACCGUCUCAUCGCCGUCCUCGAAUCUCAGAUGGCCUCACACCCCAGCGAAGAUGACCCACCAGGGCAGGGUAGUGCGAACGCACGGGAGGAGACAGGUCUGACCCUAAAGAGGUUAGAUGUUUGGAUCGAGGAUUGGAAACUGCGGAUGCGCAUGAUGAGCGUUUGUGUGGAGGGUGCCAAGGGUGCCCAUGGUGGCGCAUUAGUGAAUCUCAUUCACGGAUAUGCGGACAACGGUGAUCCCUUCAUCCGCAAAUUCACCGACCAGUUGCUAGAUGAGGUAUCAAAACCUUUCUUCGCAACCCUUCACAAAUGGCUGUUCUCCGGCGAGCUCGUGGAUCCCUUUUCCGAGUUCUUCGUAGCAGUUGAUCCGGAGCUAGCUCAUCUCCAGUAUGGUCAGCCGUCACAUGAUGGUGUCGGUCCAUCCGGUGGUGAUGGGGGAUUCGGCGGCCUGGGAGACGGAGAGGAUCUCUCGGGCGAGCGCGAGGGUGAAGACAUGCUACCUGCGUUUGUUGGAGAGGUCUUCGGUAGGAAGAUCUUGUCGACGGGGAAGAGCUUGAACUUCAUUCGCUAUACUUGCCAUGACAGUGAUUGGGUCGCGACGCAAGAGAAGAUCAGCAACACUGGUGGCACCCUCCAGUAUAGCGAUAUCGCCGGCCUCGAGCGUUCGAUAGACGCCGCGUACCAGAUUGCCAGCCAAAGAUUGUUCGAAGUGUUCUUCGAAAUCCGCCAUCCGUCUUCGAACGCACAGAAUGAUCCUCCUGAUGUCUUGCGCCGGCUGGAUGCUCGCAUGCUUGAAUACUCUCAUGGCGAGAUCGGCUGGGAUGUCUUCACUCUCGAAUACAAGGUCGACGCGCCCAUCGAUACCGUCCUCGAUCCAGACGCCAUAGUGAAAUACCUCAAGCUCUUCAACCAUAUUUGGAAAAUCAAGCGGAUCGAAAGCACGUUGACGAAGGGUUGGAUGAGGAUAGCAGGUGGUGCACGAACGUUCUUGCAGGUACCAGAGCUCAACUUCGACUGGCAUCAGAUUCGCAUUGUCAUGGCGGAGAUGAUCCACUUCAUCCGCCAGAUGGAGUCAUAUUGCCAACUAGAGGUAGUCGAGUGUUCAUGGAAGAUCCUCCUGGAGUUCAUCCAGAAAAGGGAGGGCGAUCUCGAUACACUCAUUGAAGCCCACGGGGAAUAUCUGGACCGCAUGGUGAAGAAGGUUCUGCUGCUCAACCCGAAAGCCGGGCGAGAAGAGAACUUGCUGAAUCAAGUGCGGGACGUGUUCGCGAUCAUCCUACAGUUCCGGGAAGCUACAGACGACUUUUACAACUACGGUCUAUCCGAAGCAGCUCGGCGAGAUUCAGAACGAGACGCUGCGAGAGGUGUCGUCACCACCAUUCCAUCUUCAACUAGCAAGCACCAUGACCCUGAAGUGGUCCACGACAUCUUGACCCGCGUCAAGGAGUACAGCACCGCAUUCUCGGAUCGGGUGCAAACCAUCGUCCAAGCUCUAUCCGUCCAUGCUGAUCUUGAUUGUCGCUUUCUUGCUAUUCGGCUGUCGUUCUCGGACUUCUACAAAGGCCGCAAAGAACCUCAGAAAUCGUAG
Fomitopsis serialis is the source of this 2361-nucleotide messenger RNA. Its product is annotated as gamma-tubulin complex DGRIP91/SPC98 component. Gene Ontology annotation, molecular function: microtubule minus-end binding; gamma-tubulin binding. The record is from RefSeq and is a predicted model, not a curated record. Gene Ontology annotation, cellular component: equatorial microtubule organizing center; spindle pole; gamma-tubulin small complex. Bases 1 to 2361 code for a protein of 786 amino acids. The transcript is spliced from 14 exons. NCBI's taxonomy places the organism in Eukaryota, Fungi, Basidiomycota, Agaricomycetes, Polyporales, Fomitopsidaceae. Gene Ontology annotation, biological process: mitotic cell cycle; meiotic cell cycle; microtubule nucleation.